AGGAUCAACGGCAGCUGCAGAAAUUACCAGCAUCAGGACUUACUUCUGCAGUUCAAGAACGCGAAAAUGCAACGAACUUUGACAUCGCCCCGUUUAUUUCAGUAAGUAGGAAGCAAGAACAAGAUCUACUGGCAGGCGACACCAUUUUGAGACACUCUCUCUUCUUCUGAUUUUUGGUCGACCCCUGAGUCGCCCGUACUGUUCAUGUAAGUGCCAGACCUCCUCUCUGUUUCUCGUCUAUUCAUCCAGAGGCCGAGCAUAAAAUUAUUUCGAUCAAGAACGAUUUAUGUACCAUGUUGUCUAUUUCGCCCCUACUCCUAGUUACACUUACACUUACACCUCUCCAUCAAUGAGCCCUGGCCUCUGAGGAGACCGAAAUCCAUGAUCAUGCCGUCAAGGCGGGUUUAGCCGGGACGCCCUUCCUAUUGUGCUAGCCUCAAUUUCCGAAUGAGUUCGCUGCUGUCCGGCGGAUCGGGGGCUCUGGCCUCCGUGAUCCAUGUAGUGGACGACUUGCGGGAUGUGGGCCUGCAGCAAAUCAUCUCGCUGCCACGCAUUGUCGUUGUCGGCUCGCAGUUAUGCUGAGAAGAUUCUGACGCACCCCGCGACUGUUGAUCCCGAUGACCACAAGAUAUGGAUUUGCUUGCAGUAGACUUAUUUUGCAAAAGAAUUCAUUUUCCUUACUGGUCGUCGCUUGUCGUAAGUGUGACCUCUACAACUGCGCGGGACCUCUGCAAGGAAAAAAAGGAAGAAAAUGCACAUGGUUGAUUCAGUAAGAUUUGUACAAGCACUUUAUUUUUUGUCAAGUGCGGAGUUGUUGUGAUGCACCAAGGCCAGGUGUGAGGCUAAAAGUAAAUAAACAAGAAGAGGGGAUCCGUGGCUGGAUGGGCCCAGUUUUUUUUCCUCUGCAUACCAUUCUUCCGGAAAGUCCUCUGUACUCGAAAGCAUUGUUGGGUACGACUUUCUUCCGCGCGGAGACGGUGUUGUGACGCGACGGCCCCUGGAGCUCCGUCUUGUGCAUAUCAGCGAUGCGGUGGCGGCGGAAGAGGGGUACCCAGCCUGGGCUGUGUUUGGCGGGGACCCCACAAAAUUUUACGACUUUGACAAAGUCCGGCAACACAUAGAGCUGCUCACCGACAAAAUAUGCGGCACGAACAAAGGUAUAGCUUUCGUUCCAGCGUAGCUUCGUGCAGGAUCGCGAUAUUUAUGCGGCACUAUGAGCACGAGAAAUUGAAAUUUGAAGUGUUGAAAGAAGACGCGCGUGGCUCUGCUCCACAAGAGCUAGAGCGCAGGCGCGCACUGCGUGCAAGAUAUUCAUAAAAGCGUGUGAUGCAGUGGCAGCUCUCGUACUUUUCCAGUCCUAUCUGCGCCGUAGUUGACACUAACUUUGUGUGAUUGUGAGCAUGCACCGAAAACCGUAUCAACAUGAAAGGUAUCAUUGAUGAUCCGAUCACGCUAACGGUGUACGGAAAAAAUGUGCCGGACCUCACUCUGAUCGAUCUCCCGGGGCUGACCAAAGUCGCGGCCGCCGGCAGUGACCAGACCGGCGACAUUGCGCGUGUGACACGAGAAAUGACUGAAAGGUACCGAUGUGAUUAAAAAAGAAGAAUGCAUCACAAACAUCAUGAUGUGCGCUAUGUUCAUUGCCGCGGUGAUGUUGACAUGCGAUAGUACACUGGUUGCGGUUGGCUGUAACUGUAUGAAAGAGAUGAAGCGCCAAGAACUAGUGCCCGAUCAUUGUUCUUGUGGAGAUGUUUAUCAAGUAAUAUAAUUGAUUCGGUCCACAGCCGCGAAGCGAUAAGGAAAAAAGUUGUCGUGGAACAAGAGUGUGCGUAUCAGUGUAAAACAACGGACCGUACCAGGUAUAUCCGCGACGACCGAACCAUUGUGUUGGCAGUCAGCCCAGCAAACGCGGACAUCACUACGUCAGAAGGCCUAAAGUACGCUCGCGUGUUCGAUCGCGAGGGCGUGCGGACUAUCGGAGUCCUGACAAAGCUGGACAUCAUGGACCAAGGAACCAAUGUACUUACUUCACUUCACCUGUUUUUCUUCGUUUUUUUCGAUUCAUUAGAUUCUUGCGUGUCGCGUAGGUGCGUCGACUGUGUCUUCACCCUUAGAAGGCGACAAAAAGUACGCUAUGGGUACGUAUUGUAAGAAAGUGAUUUAUUGUUCUCCGGAACCACUACAUCAGGCCAUUCGCAUGGUGAAGGGUGAAGAGGUGCAUUUACGCUUGGGCUUCAUUGGCGUGAAGAACCGGUCCAAGCAGGAUAUCAUGGAUAACAUGACGGUCGCAGAGGCCUUGAAGAUGGAGGAGCGGUGGUUUUCCGAGCACCCCACCUACGGGCGGGUAGAGCCGGGUUACUUUGGCACCAAGGCACUGAUCGAGCGGCUGAUGCGAGUCCUUUCCGUGCACAUUCGCUGGUUCUUACCGAAGAUAAAGCGGGAUGUGUUCGAUCUGCGCUCCAAAAUUGACGUGCGGCUGACCGAGUUGGGGGACGGGAUUCCGGAAGACUCUAACGUGAAGACGCAGCUCGUAUGGCGCGACAUCGCCUCCUUCUGCGAGAUGAUAGACAAUUCCAUAAAAGGUAUCGGGCAAUAAAAUUUCAGUUCCGCUACAAUGAAUUGAUGAAUGUGGCCCAGCAGGCAUUUUAGACGUAAGAGGAUUAUUGUUGACGGGUAGCCGGAGGUGGCACGAGGCACGCCGACUACAAGGAGCGGACUGAUAUUACACCACUUUCGAAGUAAACUCUAAGAAUCCAUGUAUGGGUGGUCCCAUGUUUUUUUUUGCCGCAGCACGAAUGAAGAAGGAGAUUUUGCUGCGUCGCACACAAACACAGGUAAGUAUGACCCGAAGCUCUCUGCCCUGAUAGAGAAGUACCAAUCAGAAAGCGACGAGGCGCCAUCCGUGGGGGCCCAGGUCAAAAGGAGGUUUUCUAAGUUCUUGGAGGAAAUCUACGAAGAGGACAUCACAAAAGACCUCACAGGUAAGUACCAGAGUAAUGCUUAUGCUUUGCUUUUUCAUUCUGAAAAGUUCCGAACACGAAGAUCGAUGAUGUGUUUUUUCACCAACUUUCUUCACGCAGGAGCGAAUGUUUUUCACGUACCGCAUGCAAGCCAGCGUGGUUGUUCGAUCAGGAAUUCUCAAACUUUGAGUUUGCUAGUCCGGAAACGCGUUUUUAAGCAAAAAAUUCGCAACCAGAUGACGACAUCAACCAGAGUUUACGCAACCUGGAGGGUGACGCACUCCCCGGGUUUCCCAGUCCCGAUACGUUUGAGAUGCUGAUUUCGUCGCACCUCAGCAAGCUGCUGCAACCCUCGCUGGACUGCCUGGCGGACACGGUGCAGUGCAUGUCGGGCCUGGCGCACCGCGUGUCUCUGCUCGUUUUUUACCGCUUCCCCGAGCUGGGCGAGAAGGUGUUCGAGCUCUCCAACCGGAUUAUUGACGAGGAGCGGCUUAAGACAAAAGCCAUCGUCGAGGACGCGGUCAACAGCGCAACAGGUAUGUUUUGAUGUGAAAUAUUUUUAAACCAGGAGGACAAAUUUUUGAUUUUUUCCUAGACCUUUACCUUUACCCAUUCACUCACGACAGGUUAUUUUUUCACAAAUGACGACCUGUAUCUGAUCGCGCACGGUGCGAUGCAACCCACGGCUGGCGGUUCUGGGGGCGGCGGCACCGCUGCGGACAUCGCAAAUCGGCAGGCGGCAGAGAUGCAGGAGGAAGCAGAAGAUCCCAACGUGGGCGGGUACUACAAAAUGAAGGACAACAUGUCGCAGAAGUAUGCCGAGGCCAAAGCUUACCUCACCGGCAACAAAACCAAAAAUUUCCAGUCGAAGUACAGUCAGGCCUUUCUUCGCGACAUCCGAAACCGCCUGGAGGCCUACUUCAAACUGGUAUUUUGAUCGAGGUUUUUAUUGUGCUGCUCUAGAUGUCAGCAUUUGAUCGUUUUUGUCGUGUCCUCCCUUGUGAUAUCAAAUCUGAUAGGGCCGCUUGAGAGAAGCAUAGCCGCAUCCAUUUCAAGUUCUGCUUAGGUGGUGCGUUCGUUGCGGGAGGCAGUACCGAAGGCGAUUGGGUGUUUUCUAGUGCGGAGUUUCCAAGAGAAGUUGAAGUUGACGCUAACGCAGAACUUUCAGAGCUCCGAGAGCCUGGACAACAUUUUGUCCGAGCCCGCCCACAUCCUAUCAACUGUAAAAAUGUCUGGGUCUGGAAGAUUGCCAGGUUUGUCAUGCACAUUUUGCAUGACUCCUGAUGUCUGUGAUGCAUGCCCUAGCAUCACACAUUUUGUGAGGGCUUCCUGAUGCCUAUACCGCAUGACAAAUGCUCUUUCCGUAUAGCAAAACUUGGACUCUCUGCUGCUCAUGCAAUACAGAUUUUUUUAGAAUCCAAAAUCAGCAUCACAAGUUGGAUUCUUCCAGACCCAGACAUUUUUACAUUUGAUACAUCCGCGACGAGCGUAAGUCGCUGAUGGAGCAGAAAACCAUCAUCAAGAAGUAUUGAGAGGAAAAAUCCCCCCUCCCCAUAUUGAAAAGGUAUGUUUCCAGAAAUUUGUGUUGCGGAUUUGAGGUCACAAAUCACGUCUGUCUUGCAAGAAGACAAGGGCAGAAGCUUCCGCCCCAUUAUGGAAGCGAUUUGUCAUGCUGUUCGGGCUAAAGGGGGGCCGUUUGCCAUGCUGAACUACUAUACCCAUACGGCCCUGCCUCGCCUGGGGAUCUGGCCGCAGUGCCUCUGUGCAAUACAAAGCUGAUUUGUGGCCACAAAUCAGCAUCACAAAUUUCCGUUUUGAUAUGGGGAGGGGGGAUUUUUCAUUUUGAUAAGAAGGCGCACCAGGUGCUGUCGCGCGACAUCGAGAUGCAGCUCGGCGAAGCGGACCAGGGCCUCGACUCUUUGUACCAGGAACUGCUAUUCGGCCGCGCGAACGCGCGACAGUCCCCCUACACAGGGCCGCAAACCGCCGCAGCUCCGCCUCCAAUGGGCGGUGUACCGCGCGGAGGCAUGCCGGGGGGAGCACCGCAGCACCAGCACAUGCAGCAGCCUAUGGGAGGCGGUGGCGGCUUUGACCCAAUGCCCCGAGGAGGGCAGAUGAUGAACCAGUCGCAGUUCGGGCAGCAGCAGCCGGGGGUCCCCCCGCCACCGCCGCAGCAGCAGCAGCAGUUCCAGGCACAGCAGCACCAGCAGCAGCAGUUCCAGGCUCAGCAGCAACAGGCAGCCGCGGGCGGUCUGUUUGGUGCCCCGCCACAGCAGCAACAGCAGUUCGGCGGCGGGAAGCCGCAAAGUGCGGCAAACACUUUGUUCGGAAACGCGCCGGCGGCGGCGAACCGCGGCGGCGCCAACCUGUUCGAAGACGGACCCAGCCAGUCUUCGGGCAGAAAGCCGCCAAACGCCAGCCUGUUUGGGGACAACGCGAACGCGCGAUCCAAGGCAGCCGGACGCGCGCGCGACCCCCUCUUCUCCGGGUAGGCGGGCUGGCGAUGUCGCUGAACUUCAACUCUAGCUAUGUUCGGACCCCGAGCAGAGACCGUGGUGGUGAUACUUAGUUCGUUUGUUGUAUCUGAUACCUUUCGCUGCAGGUCCCCCCUGCUAUCUCACUUGUGUAGUGUGUUUGACAACAAGCAACCACACGACGAUUUUCCCAACCAACGCAGUGGUAUUAUCCACCCGGAAACAAAGAACUUCUUGCGUGUGUUUGAAGUUCUUUUGCCGUCUGCGUGGCAGCAUAGUAAACAAAAGUAGCACAGAACAAAACUCAUACCAAGUAUCUUAUAGCUAAUCAGCGACCUCAUGUAGUCCAUUUUUUACAAGCUUAAGCAAAGUCCAAAAAAUGGCAUCUCUGGGACGGAUCGGAAAAAACCUAAAUUCGAUCUGAACAACAUCCGACGUUCCAUGAACCGAUCGUAGAUUUUUAUAAACUUCGCAGCGAUUAGACUGAAAAGAAAAAAGC
This is a messenger RNA of Amoebophrya sp. A120, 5933 nucleotides long. The record is from the annotation of a GenBank genome assembly. Lineage: Eukaryota; Dinophyceae; Syndiniales; Amoebophryaceae.